ACCGGUGCUACGGUGCUCAUGUUGUGACUGCGAUGGACAUCGCCAAGUGGGCCGGGUGACUUUUGUGUGACGGUCGCAUGGCCAAGGUGCACAAUGAGCUUCCACUUGCCAAUGUUUCCGAGAAGGCAAGUAUCGGUGAGAUACUGCAAAGCAAAAGCAGGAGUGGCGUGAGCGAUCUGAAAGGAUCGAAGAGCCUUGGUCCGCCUCCGGGCUACGACAAGGAUGGCAUCAUCCGAAAGUUCUGGAGCAACUGCAAGAUCAAACAUGGCAAAUACGAGUGUGGGCAGGAAGUGAACUGCGAAAAGACCAUCCCGGUGGCCCUAGAUAUCGCUCCACACGAACUGAAGGAAGUGAGUAAUGAAAAGGAACAGUUUGAACUUGUCUUUAUCAUGAAGAUGUACUGGCAGGAUCCCAAGUUGCAUAGCUUCAAGACGAAGAUCACUCGACACAGGCCCAAAGAUGACCCUAUCGAAGCGGUGGACCCCUUGGAGGAGGUGAAGGGCAUCGUGCGGCGGAAGUACAGAAAUGGAGAUCUCCUCUUUAUUGAGCAGGAGGGUGAGAGGUACAAGCCGGCAGUGAUUCUUCGGAGGUCUGAAUAUGUCUUCAUGGAGGAGCCGGACUGGAAGAUUUAUUUCUUUCCGACCUACACCUUUUUGAACCUCGUGAGAACGGAAGCUCAGACGGAGGAGCCCAUGAUGAACCUGCUGUGGUGCGACGAGGAGAAAGGUGGUUUCGUGGAGUUCCGCCGGCGCUACGACGCGGUGUUUCAGGAAUCGCUGGAGCUGAAGAUGUUCCCAUUGGACCGGCAAAUCUGUAGGAUCAGAAUCACUGCAGAGAAGGAAAUCCAAGAUUUCCAGUUCGUGGGCAUUGAAGGAUGGAGAAACAUCGCGACGGUCCAUGAAGAGUGGCAGGUGGAGGAUAAGAUGUUCAGCCCGUGCACCACCUACGUCCGCUAUGCAGAUGAGAAGUGCGAACACAGGUCUCAGCGAUCCUUGGCGAAGACUGUGCUCCAUCUGCAACGCAAAGGUGACUACUAUUUCCACAACGUUUUGAUCAACAUCUUCCUUGUGAACGUCAUCGCCCUCUCCGCCUUCGCUGUGGGAAUUGGGGACAUCGGCGAUCGGCUGAGCCUGUUGAGUACCACGUUGGUGGCGGUCACGGCCUAUCAGACGGUGAUUAAUGAGAACAUCCCGCGAAAGACUUAUCUGACGGUUUGUGACAAGUACAUCAUCUUUGCCGUCGUCUACCAGGUGCUCAUGGCGGUCGAGACGGUGGCUCUGAGCUUGAUAUCGCACGUGUUGAGCUGGUACACGGGCGAGGAGGAGCAUGCGGAAAUGAUAGAGUGGAUCACCCUCUACGACUGGAUCAUCGGGACAGUCUUCGUGGUGGGUUGGGUGCUGGGCCACGCGGCGAUUCUGCUGAUGCUGCGCAAGGAAGGCCUCGCUUCAGGAAGCUGGAAGGAAGCCUAUGAGGCCAACGAGGAACCCUAUGCGCCAGUCUUCGAGUGCAGCACCUGUGGGAAGCGUUGGCUCUGUUCUCAAACACACCAACGCAAGGUGACAGAGCAAAACCUCAUCUGGUGCGAGUGCAAUGAGAAUCGCCUGUCAAGGAUCAAGAAGCGCUACUACACACCCGGCUGCAAGGGCUUCGAAAAGCCUGUGGUGCCUCAACAGAAUCUUGAUAAGUUGAUGUGUGCUCCGCCGCAUCUGCAGGUGGGGGACGAGCAACAUGCAGAUGACUUCAACCAGAAGUUCCAGCGGCCUGCGGCCAAAGCUGCUGCGGUUCGUGACAGCCAUCCGCCUGAAUUGCUGCAGUGAUGAAUUUGUUCUGGGUCGAAACAGGUACUGUACGAGUGUACAUUUUUUUUUGAGUCACCAUCCC
Messenger RNA from Cladocopium goreaui, 1881 nucleotides. The record is from the annotation of a GenBank genome assembly. Lineage: Eukaryota; Dinophyceae; Suessiales; Symbiodiniaceae.